This is a messenger RNA of Chanos chanos (milkfish), 2834 nucleotides long. RefSeq names its product BCAS3 microtubule associated cell migration factor (gene bcas3). The coding region runs from base 60 to 2834 and encodes 924 amino acids. The transcript has 25 exons. The record is from RefSeq and is a predicted model, not a curated record. Gene Ontology annotation, cellular component: cytoplasm. NCBI's taxonomy places the organism in Eukaryota, Metazoa, Chordata, Actinopteri, Gonorynchiformes, Chanidae. Gene Ontology annotation, molecular function: protein binding. Gene Ontology annotation, biological process: autophagy; response to starvation.
UGAAGACACCAGUCUAGAGGGCUGAAAACAUAACGCGUUAGAUUAGAGUUUUGUUGACAAUGGCGAGCGACUCCCCGCGCAGACCUAGCCGCUGUGCUGGAGGGGUUGUGGUGCGAGCCCAGGCUGCUACGGAGCAGUCUUACAUGGAAAGUGUGGUAACCUUCUUGCAAGACGUGGUCCCUCAGGCUUACACAGGUGCACCCACAACGGAUGAAAAAGAAAAAAUAGUUUGGGUUCGGUUUGAGAAAGCAGACAUUAAUGAUGUGGCUCGCUCACCGGAGUUUCUGGAGAUGCACAGCAGUGGCACUGACCCUCCGCUCUGUCUAAUGAUCGGCUAUGCAGACGGCAUGCAGAUCUGGAGUAUAUCUUUGAGUGGGGAGGCACACGAGCUGUUCUCAGUUCGCCACGGACCAGUACGAGCCGCCCGGAUUUUGCCGGCUCCUCAUAUAAGUCCCUUAAAGACGGACAGCUUCGCUGAGAAGAGGCCCCUUCUAGGCGUGUGUAAGAGCACGGGUUCUUCGGGGACAAGCCCUCCGUAUUGCUGUGUGGAUCUGUACUCUCUGCGAACGGGGGAGAUGGUCAAAUCCAUUCAGUUUAAAACUCCUAUUUAUGAUCUACACUGCAACAAAAGGAUCCUCGUCGUCAGUCUUCAAGAAAAGAUAGCCGCGUUCGACAGCUGCACCUUUAUGAAAAAAUUUUUUGUCACAAGCUGCUACCCCUGUCCUGGACCUAACCUCAACCCCAUAGCCCUGGGAGAACGAUGGCUUGCCUACGCCGAGAACAAGCUGAUCCGGUGUCAUCAGUCUCGCGGUGGGGCCUGCGGAGACAACGCCCAGUCUUACACAGCCACUGUGAUCAGCGCUGCUAAAACACUGAAGACAGGUCUGACCAUGGUGGGGAAGGUGGUAACUCAGCUGACCGGGACGCUGCCCUCUGGGGUCACUGAUGAGGAGAACACAGGACACAGUGCCACCCGCCGUAGCCCCCAUGCUCCUGGCGUAGUCACCAUCAUAGACACACACACCGUGGGCGAGGGACAGGUUCUCGUGAGUGACGACUCUGAUGGAGAGGGAGUGGUUGCCCAUUUUCCAGCCCACGAUAAACCUAUAUCCUGCAUGGCAUUCAACCCAAGCGGUAUGCUGCUCGUGACUGCGGACACGCUGGGCCACGAUUUCCACGUCUUUCAGAUUCUGACACACCCAUGGGCUUCCUCCCAAAGUGCAGUUCAUCACCUAUACACCCUUCAUCGAGGAGAGACAGAGGCCAAGGUGCAGGAUAUCUGUUUUAGCCACGACAGUCGUUGGGUGGUGAUCAGUACCCUCCGUGGCACUUCGCACGUCUUCCCCAUCAACCCGUACGGCGGAGCCCCCUGCGCACGCACCCACAUGUCCCCCCGCGUGGUCAACCGCAUGAGCCGUUUCCAGAAGAGCGCCGGUCUGGAGGAGAUCGAGCAGGAGCUGAGCAGCAAGCAAGGGGGUCGCUGCAGCCCCAUCCCAGGCCUCUCCAGCAGCCCAUCGGGUUCCCCUCUGCACGCUAAACUGACCAGUCAAGAGUCCUACAACAACUUCACCAACAACAACAUGGGUAACCCACGCCUGUCUCCUCUCCCCAGUCUGACCAUCCUGCUGCCCCUGGCCCAGAUAAAGCAGCCCAUGACCCUGGGCACCAUCACUAAACGCACAGGACCCUACCUCUUUGGGGCAGGAUGUUUUUCCAUUAAAACUCCAUGCAAAGCCAAGUCGCCCCCUCAGAUCUCGCCCAGUAAAUCCACAGGAGGGGAGUUCUGCGUGGCUGCUGUAUUUGCUCCGUCGCGAUCCUGGUUCAUCACCAACCCCAAUAUGAAGCGAGAGAAAGAUCAGUCCCGCCAGGCCAUUGUUGACUCUCUGUACAUUCUGAGCUGCUACGGAAACCUGGUGGAACACGUGCUAGAGCCUCGGCCAAUCAGCACGGCCCAGAAGAUCAGCGAUGACACGCCUCUGGAACUAAACACCUGUCCGAGAGCCUGUUGGAACCUAGCCAGAACCCCACAGUGGAAUGAGCUACAACCUCCUUUCAACAGUAACCACCCCUUGGUGCUGGCCUCUGACUUAGUGCAGUACUACCAGUACCUCCUGGCUGGAUUGGUUCCACCUGGUAGCCCUGGUCCCAUCACCAGACAUGAGUCUUAUGACAGCCUAGCAUCAGACCACAGUGGCCAAGAAGAUGAAGAGUGGCUCUCUCAGGUGGAGAUUGUGACUCACACUGGCCCCCACAGGCGACUGUGGAUGGGCCCUCAGUUCCAGUUUAAGACCAUCCACCCGUCAGGCCAGACCACCGUCAUCUCCUCCAGCUCCUCUGUGCUCCAGUCACAGGGCCCCAGUGACACCCAGCAGCCCCUGCUAGACUUCGACACUGAUGACCUGGACCUGCACAGUCUCAGGAUCCAGCCAGUGCGCUCAGAGCCAGUGAGCAUGCCUGGCUCCUCCCAACUGGUUGCCGAUAGGCGGGGCCAGUCCACUGUCAUCGAUGCGGGAUCAGGGACGUUCGACCGUAGCGUCACCCUGCUGGAGGUGUGCGGCAGCUGGCCCGAGAGCUUCGGCCUUCGUCACAUGUCCUCUGUGGACACCACGGAGGAGGGCCUGAGAGAGCGUUUGGCUGACGCAAUGUCCGAAUCACCCAACAGGGAUAUUGUGGGCUCUGGGACAGAGCUACAGAGGGAGGGAAGCAUCGAGACUCUCAGCAACAGCUCCGGUUCCACCAGCGGGAGCAUUCCACGGAACUUCGAGGGUUAUCGCUCGCCCUUGCCCACCAAUGAGAGCCAGCCUCUGAGCCUCUUCCCGACUGGCUUCCCUUAG